Molecule: messenger RNA, 1482 nt
Organism: Zingiber officinale
Lineage: Eukaryota; Viridiplantae; Streptophyta; Magnoliopsida; Zingiberales; Zingiberaceae
Exons: 4
Coding region: 460-1146 (228 amino acids)
Source: RefSeq, a predicted model, not a curated record
AUCUAGGCGGAAAUCUAAACUAUAUCGAUAAUUUUAGUUAGUUUGCGAAUCUAAAGUUCGACUUAUCCGUUGGAUUUAUUGAUGGGCUUGGGUCUAAGAUCACAGGCGGUCGCCGCUUGAAUAGGCUAAGCUCAUUGUGGUCUCGCGAAUCACGGUCCCUUCCUUUCCUCCCGAAAUUCCUUUCGGAUGGGGCAACAAGACCCGAUCUUUCGUCUGGAAAAGGACAUUAGGUUUUCGUUCCUGUAGAUGUAUUUGCUGCGUUUGAGAUUUUGGAACCUUCUCCACUCUGGAUGUUUUUCUAGGGUUCCUUGGGAAUUGACGCUGGUUGAUUUUAGCUAGGGUUCUGAGUUGCAUCAAAUUUUUUAUGCUGUUCUUAGCUGUUCGUCGUAGGUGCUAAUAAGAACGUGGACUUGCAUUCUGCUUUGAUCGAGUAUUGGUUUGCAGUUGGACUUCAUAGAUAUGCAAGGAACAAUAAUAGAUGAGGAUGCUGUGGACUUGGAGAGUGGCAUGAGUUUGGCUAUGCGCGAACAGGAAGGAACAAAAGAUGUGGCUUCUAGCGCAGGGCAGGGAAAGAAUGCAUUGUAUAAGGGAUCAAAUGAUUCGAAAGGCGAACAAGUUCCGAACAGAAUGGCCAUUCAUGCCGAGCUUCCUGUCGCAAAUGCUGAAAUUUCAUUGGACAGGAGGGAUGGAGAAGAAAAGGAGAGUUUGUUGAAAUUGGGAGCUGAGAAGGUGAAAAAGAAACGCUGUAAAAAACCUCCAAAACCUCCCCGUCCUCCAACAUCUUCGCCUUUCGAUGACACUGAUCAGAAGUUGAUUAGAGAGAUAUCUGAGCUCGCCAUGAUGAAGCGGGCUAGGAUUGAGAGGAUGAAAAAGAUGUUGAAAAAUGGCAAAUCAUCAUCUUCUAGUGGCAACCUCUGUGCCAUGAUUUUUACCAUUCUUUUUUGCCUCCUAAUAAUAUUACAAGGAGCAUUAUCACGGAGCAAUUCUAACAUCAAUCAUCAUGGUUCGCCUGAAUCUUCUGUACAAGUUCGCGGUGGAUUCAUCUCUCUUCAAUUUAACAAGGGUGCCUCAGUAAAUGGCCUCAACGCGCCCCACUUAGCAUCCCCACCUGAUGUAGGGCCUCAGACUAACUUAAUCGGGCAUUAGAUGGAAAGCAGAACCGGAGGAUAACAGACCCUGAAGGUCUUGAUCUGAGUCCUACCAUCUAUGCAGAAAUCACUUGUAGUUCCUGCAAGGAAUAGUUUUGUAUGCUACUUACCCUCUUGUCACACAUUUAUAUCCUUUUUGGCUUUGACUAAAACAUAUCGUCUGUAUAUUUACUCGUAACCGCGCUUUGUACAUUCGAGUCUGUAACUCCUGGAUGGCAGAUUCUGUUGCACAUUAGUUCGCAUUGCUAAGGGUUUCGAGUUGGCAUUCUUUUGGCCUUGGACAAGUGCAGUUCUUGGACUAUAAAUAUAAGAGGAUGACUCUUUUUAGCAUGUA